This is a messenger RNA of Eublepharis macularius, 2253 nucleotides long. Its product is annotated as keratin, type I cytoskeletal 19-like. Gene Ontology annotation, molecular function: structural molecule activity. The coding region runs from base 57 to 1385 and encodes 442 amino acids. The transcript has 8 exons. The record is from RefSeq and is a predicted model, not a curated record. Lineage: Eukaryota; Metazoa; Chordata; Lepidosauria; Squamata; Eublepharidae.
AAGCAUAGUGUGUGAAAUCAGUAGUGCCUCAGGUAUUUGGUUUUUUGAAAUCACCAAUGUCUUUCUCCAGCAGUAACUACUUAAGGAGCACAAGCUCCACUUUCCAACCCACUGGACCAAGCCUAGGCAGUACUAUCUACAGACAAACAUCCAUCAAAAAAUAUCGAGCACCCAGUGUCCAUGGAGGAGCUGGUGGUUAUGGAACCCGUAUUUCCACUGGAGUCAACUAUGGCAGUGGCUCAUGGGGUAGUUUGGGCAGUGGUUUUCAACCCAGCACUUUCACCAAUGACCUUCUUCUUGCUGGCAAUGAGAAAGUGACCAUGCAGAAUUUGAAUGACCGUUUAGCUUUGUACCUGGAAAAAGUGCGCUCUUUAGAAACUGCCAAUUCCCAUCUUGAAAAGCAGAUCCGGGAGUGGUUUGAAAACAGUUCCCCUACCGCUAGACAAGACUACACUGCAUUUUACAAAACUAUCGAAGACCUCCAAAACCAGAUUAUUACAGCACGCCUAGAAAACACUCAGCUCAUCCUACAGAUUGACAACACCAAGCUGGCUGCUGAUGAUUUCCGAGUGAAGUUUGAGACUGAACUGGGGCUCAGACAGAAUGUGGAAAAUGACAUGGCAGGGCUGCUGAGACUAAUUGAUGACUUGACACUGAUAAAGGCCGAUUUGGAACAUCAAGUGGAAGGUCUGAAGGAAGAACUAGCUUAUCUCAAGAAGAAUCAUGAAGAGGAAACAGAGAGAUUCCGCCGGCAGCUGAGUGGCACUGUGACGGUGGAGGUGGAUGCUGCUCCAAGCAUUGACCUCGGGCAGAUUAUGGCCAACAUGCGUCAGCAAUAUGAGGCAAUGGCAGAAAAGCAUCGUCAAGAAGCUAAGCAACGGUUUGAGAAACAGAUUGAAGAAUGGAAUGUAGAAAUAACCACCAAUACCCAACAAGUUGAGAGCAACAGAAAUGAAAUUACAGACCGGAGACGCAUACUCCAGGGCCUGGAGAUUGAAUUCCAGUCUGAGCUUAGCUUGAAAACAAAUACGGAAACAGCUGUGGCAGAGGUUGAAGCACGUUAUGGAGUGAUCCUGGCCCAAAUACAGGCCUCCAUUGCGAACGUGGAGGCUCAGCUGCUGCAGCUGCGAGAAGACAUGGAGCGGCAGAGUUCUGAGUACAACAGCCUCCUGGAUGUUAAGGUCCAGCUGGAGGCAGAGAUUGCCACUUAUCGUCGCUUGCUGGAAGGGGAAGAUAGCAGAGCUAUUUUGGAGCUGGAGAUUGCAAAAAGGGAAGAAGCUGAGAGAGAAAAGAAUAAAGUUCGGAAGAUCAAGACCGUUGUUGAAGAAAUGGUUGAUGGAAAAGUGGUCUCAUCUCAAAUCAGAGAAAGGGAAGAGAAGAUGUAGCCAGCAAUGGAAUGAAGUGCAUUUUGUAUUAAUGCGAAUUGCAACCCCCCCUUGAUUUCUAUGCUUUUAUGAUGUUUUUCAACAGAUUUAAAGAGAGAGAUGAGUUACCAUCAUGUUAUUCAUAAAGAAAUAAUAUAUUGUUUCCUUUCUUCCCAUUUAAAAACUCUGUAUUCAAAACACCACUAGUAUCUUUGCUAAUGAAUGGGUUGUAUAAUUGCAGAAUGAAAAUACAUUGUGUUAAUGCACUCUCUCUAAUUGCUUGAGAUUUAGCUUGUCUAUUUAAUCAUGCCUAUAAGUAAUUGAAUAAUUUCCCUGAGAUUUCUGGAAAAUUUCUCUAUAUAAAGCAACCAUAAUUUACCAAGCUUAAAAAGAAAAAAAGGUUUCGGCCUCCAGGAGCAAAACAAGAAUUGCUUUACUUGUGCAAUGUAGGGCUUUUCCCAAACAAGGAUACCAUGAUUACUUUUUAACAUCAUUCUACAAAACUUGUUAACCAGAAUUAGCUUACUUUCUGUUUACGUGAUUUAGGGAGCAAUCCUAAAUAGCAAUCCUAUUCAGAAGUCCUUUUUUAUUUAAUAGGGCUUACUCCCAGGAAAGUAUUCUUAGGAUUACAGCCAAAGAACACCCCAUUUUUUUAAAUGAUUUUGGAUCUAUAAAAUAAUUCCUUGUUUGUUUUUCUGUCUAAUAGAAUUUUGUACUAGAAUUCUGUACCAAGAAAAACUUUUAGACAAAUCAUCACAUCUUUUUGCUUGUGCAGUAAAUUCUGUAAAUCAAGAUAAAAGGAAGAAGGGGAGAACAAUGUUGUAAGCUGUUUUUGGUCCCUGUUGGGGAGAAAAGCGGGGGGAUAAAUAAAAGAUUAAAUCUGCAAAAA